AUGCUGGCGAAUGCAAUUCUGUUCGCGAUUUGCUUGCCACUCGUCACCAUCACGGGCAAGUCGGCCAAUCGUCUACUGGACAUAACAGAUGUAGAUAGCUACGUGGACAUGUGUCAAGAAUCGGAGCAUCAGAAACAGCGCCCCUCUCCAGAAUACGGUCUGACUUCGUGCACUGCGUGGAAAAACAACUCAUGCUGUACUGCGGCGACGGCGACAUCGAUAACAAGUGAAAAGUUGCAUGGCUUCAACUUCGAAGUUUGUGGCAAAAUGAGCAGUGCUUGUCUUGCAUUCUUCCAUGAUGACCACUGUCUUGUUAAGUGCUCGCCGAACCUCGGGCCAUGGUUAGUUCAGCUUUCUAGUUCAAGAUUCAAUGAGCGUGCCUUCAAAGUGCCUCUAUGUGAGUCAGAUUGCAACAGUUGGUAUGACGCUUGCAAAAAUGACAAAACUUGUGCUACGAAUUGGAACUCCGGUGGUUUCGAUUGGGAAUCGGGUAGGUAA
Molecule: messenger RNA, 498 nt
Organism: Mesocestoides corti
Lineage: Eukaryota; Metazoa; Platyhelminthes; Cestoda; Cyclophyllidea; Mesocestoididae
Source: the annotation of a GenBank genome assembly